Salvelinus sp. IW2-2015 is the source of this 699-nucleotide messenger RNA. Lineage: Eukaryota; Metazoa; Chordata; Actinopteri; Salmoniformes; Salmonidae. The record is from RefSeq and is a predicted model, not a curated record.
GCAAAACUGAUCCUAGAUCAGACUCCUACUCUGAGACGCUUGAUAAACACAGUCCCAGAAAGUUAUUUUCCUCAAACUGUAGUUUUAGGCUCUUCUAUCCACAUCUAGUGGAUAAAGAGAGUACUAACCUAUUGCCCUGGUCUARUUGGUACACUGCAUUUAUAUAGACAGCAGUACAUACAUAACUACUCAGACUGUGUUUAUAGUACAGUAUAGUAUUAAAUAGAGAGACUGUGUCGAGCGAUACUAUCUCUAUGUUGGAGGCUUUAGACCUGUUUUUCUCCUUCCUCCAGACCUCUGUCUCUUCAGGAACACUCUAGCCCAAGACCCCAGAGUCCAGUCUCAGCCACCAGAAGCAUGACUCUUUCCAGGGCCAGCUCAGCCACCAGAAGCAAGACUCUUUCCAGGGCCAGCUCAGCCACCAGAAGCAUGACUCUUACCAGGGCCAGCUCAGCCACCAGCAGCAUGACUCUUCCCAGGGCCAGCUCAGCCACCAGAGGGCCAGAAGAGACCCAGGGGGCCAGAGGAGAACGGGGGUCACUGGUCAACAUGGAACUUCUUGGGUUGCCUAACAUUGGCAACACUUGCUUCCUUAACGCCACCCUGCAGUGCCUCCUGGUCCUGCCGUCCUUCUCAAAGGAAAUCCUGCACCAGGAACAACUCUGGAGCUCCUCCCCCUUCUCCAACCUGCUCAGGUAA